This is a messenger RNA of Vitrella brassicaformis, 702 nucleotides long. Lineage: Eukaryota; Vitrellaceae. The record is from the annotation of a GenBank genome assembly.
CCGCUUUUGCCGCCAUUGCUUUUGCCGCCAUUUUCUUGCCGUAUCGAUUGCACUUCGUGCAUCCUCCACGCACUCAAGGAACUUGGCACGAUUACAGCAGGCCCUCCAGAGGGCCAGUAGGUCAGAGAACUCGCUGCUGUACCUGGUCGGUCACACCACUAGCUCCAACAAGCUGCACCACACACAGUAGAAGCGAUCCAACAUCAUCGCAGCCCCAUGGACCGACUUACUUGUCCUUGAUAGCUUUCUAGCCGAUCAUGUCCUGCCACGUCACCCGUCUGGGCUCGUUCGCUGUCGGCUCGCUUUUGUAGUCGAUAAUGAGCUCGUUGAUGUUGGCUAUCAGCUUCUCGUCCUCAUUGCCUUUGCCCGAGCGACGGAAAGGCAGAGAAGGACCGGCUCCUGAGGGGUGCAAGCAGACAUGGACAGAGGCGUAGUCACCCUUGAAUGGCAGAAUGGGAGUGUUGGAUACCUUGCUUCUUGUCAUUGUUGCCCUCCUGCGUCUCCGUGUUCUCGGUCUCCCUGCACGUACACACAAUGGAUGUUCGAUUGUUCGAUUGCAUUUGUCGUUACUUUUGUAUUCAUGUCGGUAAUUGCAGCGUCUCGAUCUGAGAGAGUGUGCGCGGCAUCACCAUGGUCACCAUAGCAAUUCGUCGGGCCUUGGCGAGCUCAUGGAUGUGCUUCAUGUGCCUGGUGAUGUUAGAG